AUGUCGGAGUCCGGUUCCGAACUGGAAUCGGAGUCGGAGUCCGUGUUCCCCCGGGAGGAUGGGCUCUUCGCCGAUUCUUACACGGAGGAGUCUCGGUUCCACUUCUGCGGCCACGUGCUAAGCAUCAAACAGAGCUUCGGGGCUCGGCUUGGGGUGGCUGCGCCCGUGUGGGAUGCGGCGCUGAGCCUAUGCAGUUACUUCGAGAGGAAAAACCUCGACUUCCGAGGCAAGAAGGUGAUCGAGCUGGGCGCGGGGACUGGCAUCGUGGGCAUUCUGGCAGCUCUGCAAGGGGGAGAUGUCACCAUCACCGACCUGCCUCUGGCCCUGGAGCAGAUUCAGGGAAAUGUUCAAGCUAAUGUGCCAGUUGGUGGCCGCGCACAGGUCCGAGCUCUGGCCUGGGGGCUAGACCAGGGUGUGUUUCCUGGAGACUAUGACUUGGUAUUAGGAGCUGAUAUCGUGUAUCUGGAGCCUACCUUUCCACUGCUCCUGGGCACCCUAAGACACCUGUGUGGACCUAAUGGCACUAUCUAUCUGGCCUCCAAGAUGAGAGAAGAGCACAGGACCAAGAGUUUCUUUCAUGAUAUGUUACCACAGCAUUUUCAGCUGGAGCUGGCACAGCGAGAUGAGGAAGAGAACAUUAACAUAUAUAGGGCUACACAUAGGGGAGGUUGAGAGGCAUUUGAUGCCAUAUCUAGCUCUUCCGUACCACUAAUCACACACAUUCCUCUGACCAGUCUUCUUUCUCUUGAUAUUGGGAAGAAGUGAAGAAUAUUGGCAUAUAUAGAGCCAAGAAUAAUGACCAAACACCGCUGAUUCCUGGGUCCUGGGCAGGAGUUUCUCUGUCUUCAUUUCUCUACUUUCUUUGGUUCUCUUGUCCCCAUCCUAACUUUGCCAUUUCUUCCAAAUCAAAACCUGGGCAUCAACUUAUUGGAAGCCCCAGACCCCUGCCUCACAAAAGCCCUGAUGGGUAGACCAUAAUAAGGUUCUUAAUUCUUGUUCUUGGAUGUGGAGGCUGAGCAGGAAAACUGACCUGGAGCUUUUGGGAUGGGGAGAGGGAAAGAAUUUUGAUGGGAUAUUGUGGGUCAUUGGCAGAGUAAUUGCCUCUGACUCUGUCUCUUACAGCAAGCAGGACUUCCUUGCUUUUCUGUCUGUAUCCCCAACACUUAGUGCUUUUCACAUAGUAACCAAUGAAUAAAUAUUCUUUUAUGAUUCACGUGCUUACCCUGGUGGUAGGCAUGCUCUCAAUUUUGUUUUCGUUUUUUCUUUCUUUUUUCUUUUUUUUAAAGGAAAGAUAGGAACAUUUAAAGUCUCUUCUGCAUCUAAGGCCCUAAAGUUUAUUAGGCUUUGGAAGAAAGGGUAUUUAGCUUGUUUUAUAUGUAGGAACACAGGAGAAUGGAGUGUCUAAUUCCAGACUGAGCUUCCCAUUUUGAGGGUGGUAGGGAUUUAGGGUGCAGCAGGCCUAUCGCUUCCUAAAAGAGGGAGAAUGGUUUAGUGUAAAGGGCAUUGGAAUUGAAAAGGCAUUUUUUUUAAAGCUCCUACUGUGUGUCAAGCACAGUACUAAGUGCUGGGGAUGCACAGAAAGGCAGACAGUCCUCACUCUUAAAGAGCUCAGUCUCUGGAUCAGUUACGUAAAAAGGCACCUCUCUGGACCUCGGUUUACUCCUCUCUAAAAUGAGGACGACUCUUUGCACCAUCUCCCUCAUCGGGGAAGCUGUGAGCCAAGUACUUUAAGUGUAUAAACAUCAAUAUUAUUCCCUACCACGAGCUUUUCCCGCCUCUUCUCUGAACCUAACUGGGGUAC
Molecule: messenger RNA, 1801 nt
Organism: Gracilinanus agilis (Agile Gracile Mouse Opossum)
Lineage: Eukaryota; Metazoa; Chordata; Mammalia; Didelphimorphia; Didelphidae
Gene: EEF1AKMT3
Product: EEF1A lysine methyltransferase 3
Exons: 3
Coding region: 1-672 (223 amino acids)
Biological process (GO): peptidyl-lysine methylation
Cellular component (GO): cytosol; cytoplasm
Molecular function (GO): protein-lysine N-methyltransferase activity
Source: RefSeq, a predicted model, not a curated record